Messenger RNA from Cladocopium goreaui, 3960 nucleotides. The record is from the annotation of a GenBank genome assembly. NCBI's taxonomy places the organism in Eukaryota, Dinophyceae, Suessiales, Symbiodiniaceae.
AUGGAAAGCUCGACCUUUCGCCUAGCUGCAGAUCCUGAGACUCGUGGCUGCCUUCGUGGACGGUUCAACGUCUCCACCUCAUUGCCGGAGUCCCAGGCCUUCUCUGUGCAAGAUUACCGAGAUGACUCCGCGGAGGGAAAAAAGUCAGGAGCUUUGACUGCACUGGCCGUGGUGGGGCUGGUCUUCGGCUUCGGUGAAGGGAGAGAUGCAUACCAAGAGCAGCAGGUGGUGCCUCCAAACUGGAUCUUCAGUGACACUCAUGACAGUGAUGUGGUGGCAGCCCUGCGGGAGGUGGGAAUCUUGGAAGAGCAGCAAGGCUUUUGGGCCUCCAUCUUCCCCCAGAGCGAGAUGCGCGCAGUGCAGCGCUUGACGGCCUGCCAGCCACACGGCAAACGCGGCGGGCGAACGUGGCGGGUUGGCGUGGCCAUGGGGGCAGUUGAGGAUAAGGCGCUCCCAGAAGUGCGUGAACGCUUCACGAGGCUUGGAUACGGAGAAGCUGAAGUCCAAGGAGUCUUGGGCUGGAUCCAGGACUUGGCACCCAUGUGUAUCCACAUUCACAUCGACGAUGUGGGGCGCUUUCUUGAGACGGACGAGUUCUAUCGCAGUCAGUUCGAAACUGGAACCUCUUGUGGUGCCCUGGACGACAAGAACCAGAUUCGAAAGGACUGGGAAACCGAUUUGUUCGGCGGUGCCUAUGACGACGCCAAAGCCUUCGAGCGCUGCAAGUACGGCGCGCUGGGUGUGAUGAAUGACUAUCGCGGCAUCACGUCGGCUUAUCAGUAUGGCGAUUCCUACCUGGUCUUGAAGGACGUUCGCUUGCGGGCCACCUUUGCAGCAACAGACAGCGGAGGCAUCCAAGGGUCACGCUUGGCCGUGCUGGAUAAGUACGCCCAUGUGUUGAAGGAGUACAACGACAACGAGCUCCAUCGCCUGGUGGAAGUUGCCAUGGCGAACACCUCCAUGGAGGACGUGCCGCGGAUGCAGCCCCGGCUGCUACGAGGCCUGACUGCGGAUACGACCAACGACUGGGUCACCAUGGGCUUCCCAGACCUUCCACAGAAGAAGGGUCGUUACUUCUUCGAAGUCGAGCUGCAUUUUGGCGUCGAAUCGCCCCAGGUAGGUUUGCUCGCCAGCCGCUUCGAACUGGCUCCCAGGACGAAGGGGCUGCAUUUGUUGGGCGUUGGCGAUGAUCAGCAUGGCUGGGGAGCAGAUGGGCAACAUUCGAUCCUGUGGCAUGGAGGUCGCAAGAUGGCAUGGAACCGCACCUGGAAAACUUCUGGACGUCAGUUGAGUGAACAGGUGGUGGUCAGUGUGGCUGUGGAUAUUGAGGCUGGCAAGAUUUGGUUCGCCACGAACGGAGAAUGGGAUUCAGAGGCCGAGCCCAGCUUCGGCCCUGCAGUGGUGCCUAGAAGCGCUGCAAUGUAUCCCGCGGUGUCCUUCAAGGGCCGUGCCGCCUUCAAUUUCGGGCCCGAGUUCAAGCACGAUCCGCCCAAGUUCAGCUGCAAAGCUGCCCUCGCAGCGACUAAAGGCGGGGUGCCACUUCGUGGAGCUAACACCGCCCCCACCAACCGUCAAGUCGCAGCCCAACACGGCGUGAUUGGUGGUACCGCUGCGCAGGCACUUCCAGAGCCAGAGGUCACGAAACAGCCAAAACCUUCCACAACUUUUGACUUGCCAGGUAAAGCAUUUGCAGCUUGGCCCGGGAUGCCGGAUGGCAAACUGCGGGCGGACUGUCCCAUCAUUGGCAACUCCAACAACGUGCCAUGGCGCGCAAUGAUCCAAAUCCAUGGAGAGGUGAGCUUGAAGCGCAACGUGCAGAGGCUGGUGGCGAACCGCAAGCACCUGGAGAUGUCGAAGAGCGACCGCACCUGGGCCAUUUGCGUGGACGGCCUGGGAAGCGCCGACGGCACCUACGACCGCGUUGGCGCGAAGAACGGGAAGGCAUGGUACAAGCAGCAGGACGGCAAUUGUCACCAGAUCCUCUUCGAUGCCGAUGCGGAGAAAUGGAAAAUUAUUCAUCAGGACGCGCCAGAGUUGUGGCUCGCCGACGCUCCUCCGGUGAAGAACAGCUUCGAACCUCCGCGACACCAGUGGUCCGUGCCGUCCACGAAAAGGGGACGCAUGCCCGUGUCCCUCUUCAAGACGGCCUGUGCUGAUGCCAAGAUCAGUAGCGAGGUCCAGGAUCACAUUUGCCAGGCUCUUGGCAAGAAAUCUGCUGGAAGUUCUGAGAUGGACAUCUUCCGCAUCGACGAAGAUACCAGCUUCGAAGAUGAGUGGACAAAGCUUCAAAGGGAGAACAAGGUGCAGAUGACUGCAGAGGAUUUCUGGGCACUAUGCGUGAAGAAGAAACACGAAGAGAUUCUGGCAGGAAAGAAGUUAAAGGACCUGCAGGUGGUCGAAUCGCCUCAUCCCUAUCCUGCGAAGACUCAUUCCUGGACCAAAGACAUCUACCUACCCAAUGCCUCCAAAUUGCGCGUCUCCUUUGACCCGCGCUGCGCCACCUUAGACGACUGUACCACCUUCAGAGCCUUCUCAGGGGGCCUCAGUAAGAGCUUGGCCGGCGUCGGCGCGCGGGCGCACUUGAAGGCGAUCUCAGGUGUGGACCAGGUACAUGGCACUAUGGCGGGCCAAGCAGAAGGUGGCAAGUGGAGCCUUCGCCGCGUUUGGUGGUGUACCAUGUGUACCUUCACCUUAGAGACCUUGCAGGCCUUGCAGGGGAGUGGCUUGACGCAGCAGAAGGGCGACAUUGCACUGUACACGGAGAGCCUCGGAGAGGAGAUCGCUGGCUUCACUUUCAACGAGGCCUGUCCCCUGUCGCCCUUCAGCAUUUCGGGCUUCGCGAACCCUGGCGGCCCGGCACAGAUGAAAGGCGUCUUCACCGGUUGGUUCAUCGAUGUGAUCCAUCUCAUCAAGCAAAAACCCUUCAAAGACCUGAAAGACGAGGAAUAUGGCCCAGUCCCCAAAAAUUUGACGGAGAUAGCGGAGAACAUCGAGGGCUUCAAGAAACGAUUGGAGGCCUUGAGAGAGGUGAAGAACAUAAAUGUGACCUUCUACAACGGCCUGGACUUCCAGCUGCUUCCCAUCUGCCAAGUGACCUACAAAGGAAAGAUCUCCGAGGAGAUCAGUGGAAUGAUGAGCCAAGGCGGCACGCUGGUCUUGGGCGACCUGUCGGGGAAUGGCCCCGCAAAGGAAGCGGGCGUCAGGAGCGGCUGGCACGUGAGUCUCCAUGAGACCUUCAAACGGGAUGAGAACAAGCGCGCGUUGCAAGAUCUUACGCCACAGCAGGUGUUGGAAGAUCCAGAGCGACUUCGGCAACUCGCGGGGAUCACCCUGAUGCUGGAGCCUGCGAAUGCUGAGCCACAAGAGUUCUUCUGCGGCAAAGAAACCAGCGGCUGGACUGACUUUGUCAUGCCGUCGAACACGGGGCAGUUUGUCUUCCAAAGUGAUGGCGAUGGAGGCGAUUCCCCGGAUGAGCGUUGGGGCGUGUUUGCUGUCAUCACCUCCGCAGCAGAUCCAGCGCCCAGCCAGCAGGUCAUUUCGGAGCUAGCGGAUGCCUAUGCGGAAGCAGAUCGUUCCAUCGUGGGCUUCAGUGCAAAGGGCGUCUCAGUAGAACCGGAGGAGCUGAUGAUGGGAGUACAGACGUCGGGUAAAGAUUGGGACGAAGCGCGCUUGAAAGCCCUCUGUGCCCGACACGGCUGGGAGUUCGAAUGGAUGACGGAGGAUGGAGAGCGGCAACGUCGCAUCGAGGGAGCUGCACGGGCAAGGAAAGAAGCCAAGGAGGGACAGGAUGUCAAUUCCAAGGCCACCCGCUCCCAACUGCCCGGCUGGUGGCGCUUGGAUUCCAUGGCCAAAGCCUUCACCUUUCAGGCACAAGAUCAACAACAGAUGCCUGGAGCAACAGCUGGGAGGCUGACAUUUUUGGGGGAAGAUGAGUUUCCUCCACGAAACAAUGGAAGAUGA